Brassica napus (rape) is the source of this 840-nucleotide messenger RNA. RefSeq lists its product as uncharacterized. The transcript has a single exon. Bases 1 to 840 code for a protein of 279 amino acids. Lineage: Eukaryota; Viridiplantae; Streptophyta; Magnoliopsida; Brassicales; Brassicaceae. The record is from RefSeq and is a predicted model, not a curated record.
AUGGCUGAAUUCAGAGAUAGUCUCCAGCAACUAGGUGUUUUCGACCUCAGAUUCAAUGGACCUCUUUACACCUGGACCAAUUCCUGCCCUGUCUCCCCCAUAGCUAAGAAACUAGACCGUUUACUCAUAAACAACCACAUCCUCUCCAUCUUCCCUAAUGCUUUCGCCUCCUUCCUCCCUCCCUUGCCCUAUGACCAUUCUCCUUGCCUUACUGACCUUGCAUUUCAACUCCCUAAAGUAGGAACCCAGCCUUUUAGAUUUCUGAACUACUUGACUAAACACCCGACCUUUCUCCAAGUGGUCUCUCUGGCGUGGGCUGGGGCCGGAAGCACUGCAGCAAAUCUCACAAGCCUGUGUUGGAAGCUGAAAUGCAUAAAAAAGGAUCUGAGAGCACUAAACAAACAAAAUUAUUCUAAUAUUCAGAAAAGAGUGCUAGAGACUAACUGUUUGUUGCAACUUGCGCAGGUUGAAUCACUGCAAAAUCCCUCUGCGCAGACCUUCCAAAUAGAACGUGAUCUCCAUACUAGGUGGUCUUUCUUAAGGGAAAUUGAAGAAUGCUUCUUCAGACAGAAAUCGCGCAUCAACUGGCUGGUAGAGGGGGAUCUAAAUACCACCUACUUCUUCCAAAUCUGUCAAACUAGAGCAAGCUACAAUGCAAUAAGAUCGUUCAUCCUUCUCUCAGGAGAAGUUAUCUCUGAUCCAAUAGCAAUGAGAGACCAUGCGGGUAACCACUUCUUCUCCAUCUUAGGCCAACGCUCUCAAGCAACAAACUCUUUGUGCUCGAACCCUGACUGGUUCAAUGCUCUAUCUCACUUCAGAGUUGCACCUGCUCUUCUCUAG